AUGCUGACCAUUGUCGAGCUGCCACAGGCGGGAACUGCACUGCAAAAUGUCAGCCGCGAGAGAGAGCGAGAGCUAAAGUGGAUUUGCCAGGAGCACAGUCACCUCAGUAUGGAUCACGAGCCCCCAACGAAGCGGCGGCGCUUCUUUACGGAUCCCGAAGACGAUACAGGCAGUCACCUCUCGAGCCCGGUGCUGCCCACGCCUCCCACCCAUCAGAAGACUCGAUUCUUUCAGAGCCCGCCCAACGCUGGGUCAUCUCAGAUCAAGAGCGAAGAUGCUCCGGCAUUCCCUUCCUCGCCGAUACCCGCUCGUGGGCCCCUCGUGGAGCAGUCCAUUCAAGAUGCAUCAAAUCGGUCUGCCCCUCUCGAGACCAGUCGGGAGGAGCCUGUCGUCUCUUUCGACCAGGAAAUGUUUGAGAGCUUCGUCGGCGCCAAGGUGGCCAAGGAGACGAUGAACAUUAUUCGUGAGAACUGCGGUGAUAACCUUGAGAGAGCAGUGAACAUGUACUUUGACGGCACCUGGAAGGAUUUCAAGAAGAAGAACCCCUCCAUCAACGCUUUUGUUCGACCACCACCCGCCGCCAUGUCAUCAACUCCCGAGCCGACGCCCAAAGACUCGCCAAAGCCCGUCAUCCGCCGCUCCAUGCCCGAAUCACGAUAUGUGGGCGCCUUCGGCGUCGAGGGCUGGGCCACGAGGAGCGGUACAAACCUGCUGAAGCACGGCGACGUGGUCAAGAUUGAGCGGAAGAAGAUGCAGCUGCCGAAAGCCCCUCGCUCCGCCAAAGGCGCCGCAGCCGUGCACAAGCUCAGCGCCGCGGCCGUCGCCAAGCGAGAUGACACGAUUGUGCGGUUCACCACCAGCAGCGGCACCGAGAUUGGAAGGCUCGUCAAGGACACGGCGAGCUGGGUGUCCACCCUGAUCGACCAGCGCGCCUGCAAGUUUGAGGGCACCGUCGUCUACGCCCCGGACACGCUGCGGACCAACGACACCAUCUUCAUCCAGCUGCGGUGCUCGCUUCUCGCUACUGCCUUUCACAGCAGGGCGUUUCAGCUCGAGGACAACAACAGGUCGACGGCCUUCUUCGACCAGGGGGAGUCGAUGGAGGAAAAGGACCUUCGCAUGCGCCAAGUUGCCUUGGUGCGCCUCUUUCAAGAAGUGAACCUCGAUCCUGUACAGUCCAAUGCCGCCUCUUCGAAGCAGCAGCGACAGGAACUAUUGCAGGCUGCGGAAAUGGAGGAAAAGAAGGAGAAGGAGACGGCAAAGGCCGCGGCUACAGCAACCGCAAAGGACCAAGGCUCGUCACCACAGUCCGACGAAGAGGAGGGCGAAGAGCUUGAGCAGGACCAGCUCGACACCCUGUACAAGAAGGCCCAGUCCUUUGAUUUCAACACACCAGAAGCGGAGCCUGCGGACACGUUUGCCAUGAGCCUUCGCCCGUACCAAAAACAGGCGCUGCACUGGAUGAUAUCCAAAGAAAAGGACCUCAAGAGCAACCGCGAGCCAAGCAUGCACCCUCUGUGGGAAGAAUAUGCGUGGCCAACGAAAGACUUUGACGACAAGGAUCUGCCCCAGGUCGACGGGCAGCCCAACUUUUACGUCAACCCCUACUCGGGCGACCUCUCGCUUGACUUUCCCACACAGGAGCAGCAUUGCUUGGGUGGCAUUCUUGCUGAUGAGAUGGGUCUCGGCAAGACGAUCCAGAUGCUGUCGUUGGUCCAUACGCACCGCUCCGAGAUUUCCCUCAAGGCCAAGGCUCCCAAGACGAACCUCGAGUCGAUGAUUGAUCUCCCGCGUCUGACGUCAAGCGCAAACAAUGUGCUGCAGGCUCCGUGCACUACGCUGGUCGUGGCUCCCAUGUCGCUGCUGGCACAGUGGCAGAGCGAGGCCGACAAGGCAUCCAAGGAGGGAUCUCUGAAGACCCUCAUGUACUACGGGGCCGACAAGGCAAACAGCAACCUGCAGGCUCUUUGUUGCGAAGCCAGCGCCGCCUCAGCGCCCGAUGUCGUCAUCACCAGCUACGGUGUCAUCUUGUCAGAGUUCACCCAGCUUGCGAACAAGAAAGGCGACAGGGCCUAUCACAAUGGCAUUUUCUCUCUUAACUUUUUCCGCGUGAUUCUGGACGAGGGUCACAACAUCAAGAACCGCCAGUCCAAGACGGCCAAGGCCUGCUAUGAAAUCGCGGCCGAGCAUCGAUGGGUGUUGACCGGCACGCCUAUUGUCAACAGGCUGGAGGACCUGUUCAGUCUCGUGCGUUUCCUCCGUGUGGAGCCAUGGAACAACUUUUCCUUCUGGCGGACCUUCAUCACGGUCCCCUUCGAGUCGAAGAACUUCAUGCGGGCCCUCGACGUUGUUCAGACUGUUUUAGAGCCACUGAAGGUCGAAAUCGUAGGUGUCAAGCUCGGCGAGGCGGAGCGCGGCAUUUACGACUACAUCUUCCUGCGCGCCAAGCAGGCCUUUUCAAAGAACAUGGAGGCUGGCACCGUCAUGAAGUCGUUCACCAGCAUCUUUGCCCAGAUCCUGCGACUGAGGCAGAGCUGCUGCCACCCGAUUCUUGUCCGCAACAAGGAUGUCGUCGCCGACGAGGAAGAGGCUGGCGCCGCGGCGGAUUUGGCGGCGGGUCUUGCUGAUGACAUGGAUCUCAAUGUCCUCAUCGAGCACUUCUCUGCCGACACGUCAGAAACGGAGACAAAUCCCAAUGCCUUUGGCGCACACGUCCUCGGCCAGAUUCGCGAUGAAGAAGCGAGCGAGUGCCCGAUUUGUUCUGAGGAGCCCAUGAUUGAGCAGACGGUGACCGGGGGCUGUUGGCACUCGGCCUGCAAGAAGUGUCUGUUGGACUAUAUGAAGCACCAGACAGACCGCCACAAAGUACCGACGUGCCCGAAUUGCCGAGCCGAGAUCAACUACCGCGACCUCUUCGAAGUGGUGCGUGACGACAGCGACCUCGACAUGUUCCAGAAGCCCCGGAUCAGCCUGCAGCGCGUUGGCAAGAACAGCUCGUCCGCCAAGGUGGUCGCGUUGAUCCGCGCCCUCCGUGAACUGAGGCGCGAGCAUCCCCGGAUGAAAUCGGUUGUGUUCAGCCAGUUCACCUCGUUUCUGACUCUGAUCGAGCCGGCGCUGGCCAAGUCGAACAUCAAGUUCCUACGGCUCGACGGCACCAUGGCGCAAAAGGCCCGCGCGGCCGUGUUGAACGAGUUUCAGGACGCCAACCAGUUUACCAUUUUGCUUCUGAGUCUUCGCGCUGGAGGUGUCGGGCUCAACCUGACGACCGCCAAGCGCGUGUACAUGAUGGAUCCGUGGUGGAGUUUUGCCAUCGAGGCACAGGCCAUUGACCGCGUGCAUCGCAUGGGUCAAGAGGACGAAGUCAAGGUGUAUCGCUUUAUUGUCGAGCAAAGCGUGGAGGAGAGGAUGCUCAAGGUGCAGGAGCGGAAGAAGUUUUUGGCAACGUCUCUCGGCAUGAUGAGCGACGAAGAGAAGAAGCACCAGCGGAUCGAGGACAUCAAGGCCCUCCUCGACUACGAAGUCACGUCGCAUUAA
Molecule: messenger RNA, 3534 nt
Organism: Verticillium dahliae VdLs.17
Lineage: Eukaryota; Fungi; Ascomycota; Sordariomycetes; Glomerellales; Plectosphaerellaceae
Product: DNA repair protein RAD5
Exons: 4
Coding region: 1-3534 (1177 amino acids)
Molecular function (GO): hydrolase activity, acting on acid anhydrides, in phosphorus-containing anhydrides; nucleic acid binding; zinc ion binding
Source: RefSeq, a predicted model, not a curated record